Molecule: messenger RNA, 1732 nt
Organism: Pezoporus flaviventris
Lineage: Eukaryota; Metazoa; Chordata; Aves; Psittaciformes; Psittacidae
Product: 5-beta-cholestane-3-alpha,7-alpha-diol 12-alpha-hydroxylase
Exons: 1
Coding region: 133-1665 (510 amino acids)
Molecular function (GO): iron ion binding; heme binding; sterol 12-alpha-hydroxylase activity
Source: RefSeq, a predicted model, not a curated record
GAACGCUUCCUGCCAAUAGGGACAGAGGUCGUCAGCUUCACAUCUGCAUAUCCGUUGCUGGAUGGGAAUAAAAAGCACGUUUCUGCCCCAAUCUAGUUGUAGUCCAACGUGCUGGAUGGGCACAGAGCUCUCAUGGCACUCUGCGAGAUUCUCCUCUGUACCUUGAUAGGAUUACUGUUCGGUGGGCUCUACCUCCUGGGUAUGUUUCGGAGACAGAGACCUGGUGAACCACCUCUAGACAAAGGUAUAAUUCCCUGGCUGGGGUAUGCUCUGGAUUUCAGAAAGGACACUUCAAGGUUUCUGAAAAAGAUGCAGAGAAAACAUGGGGAUAUUUUCACGGUGCUGAUUGGUGGCUAUUACUUCACCUUUGUGUUGGACCCAUCCUGCUUUGGAGCCAUUGUGAAGGAAUCACGAUCUAAAUUAGAUUUUAGGACUUUUGCAUCUAAACUCGUCCUGCAGGUUUUUGGCUACAAGCCCAUUGAAGCCAACCACAGCAUAAUUCAUGCAUCAAGCACGAAGCAUCUGAUGGGAGAUGGUCUCACUGUCAUGACACAAGCCACCAUGGAGAACUUUAAGAAGCUGAUGCUUUUCAACCUGAGCUCAGGAGAGGAGAAGCGAGUGUGGCGAGAGGAUAGCCUCUUUGACUACUGCUACAAUAUUGUCUUCAGAGCUGGGUACCUGGCUCUAUAUGGCACCCAGCCACACCAAGGGGCAGAAAACAAGGAGAAAGCUAAUGAGCAAGAUCGCAUCCACUCCAACGAGAUGUUCCAUGAGUUUCGGAAGUACGACCGCCUCUUCCCUCGCCUGGCCUUUGCUGUGCUGCCUCCCAAGGACAAAAUAGAAGCUGAACGACUGAAGAAGCUCUUCUGGAGCAUGCUGUCUGUGAAGAAAAGCUGGCAAAAGGACAAUAUCAGUGGGUGGAUAAGUGAUCAAAACCAGCUUCUGGCAGAAAACGGUGUCCCUGAGUACAUGCGGGAUCGUUUCAUGUUUAUGCUACUCUGGGCAUCCCAAGGCAAUACAGGCCCAACUGCCUUCUGGCUUCUCUUGUACCUAAUGAAACAUGAAGAAGCAAUGAAGGCUGUGAAGGAUGAGGUAGAUAAAGUCUCAAGGGAGAAUGCCCAAGAAACGAAGCCAGGGAGCCCACCAAUUAACGUCACUAGGGACAUGUUAAACCAGACUCCAGUUCUGGACAGUGCUCUGGAGGAGACCCUGAGGCUGGUUGCAGCCCCAAUACUGAUCCGAGCUGUUCUGGAGGACAUCAGCCUUAAGACAAGCAGUGGGACAGAGUACACCCUCCGCAAAGGAGACAGGGUGGCCCUGUUCCCACACAUGUCUGUGCAGAUGAACCCAGAAAUUCACCCUGAGCCUCAUGAAUUUAAGUACGACCGCUUCAUAAACCCAGAUGGCACCAAGAAAUAUUUCUACAAAAAUGGGAAGAGGCUGAAAUACUUCAACAUGCCUUGGGGGGCAGGAGUAUCCAUCUGUCCUGGGCGGUUCUUCGCUUCCACUGAAAUUAAAAUGUUUGUAUUCUUGAUGCUGAGUCUGUACGACCUGGAGCUGGUCAACAGAGAAGAGGAGAUCCCAGCCAUAGACAUAAGCCGCUGGGGAUUUGGGACAAUGCAGCCUGCCUGUGAUGUUCGGUUUAGAUACCGGUUACGCUUUUAGUUUACAAAGUCUUUGUGUUGUUUGUUCUGGUGUUAUCUGUGAAAUAAAUUGUAUGAUCCCCUGCUUA